This is a messenger RNA of Gasterosteus aculeatus aculeatus (three-spined stickleback), 1198 nucleotides long. The record is from RefSeq and is a predicted model, not a curated record. NCBI's taxonomy places the organism in Eukaryota, Metazoa, Chordata, Actinopteri, Perciformes, Gasterosteidae.
GAGACGGAGAAGAACCAUGGCUGAAUUCAGAGGGAUUCAAACCUCUUUGUUGCUGAUUCUGAUGCUUCAGUUUACAGAAGCAGCAACAGAACAACGUCUCACUGUCAGAGAUGGAGAUGAAGUCACUUUGCCUUGUAACAGUGUGACUGAGGACCAGAACAACUGUGACUCUACUGUGUGGUUCUUCACUUAUUUAAGAAGCAGCUCAGCAGUAGUUCUGGUUAGAAACGGGCAGAUUGAAGAAGCCAAAGCUGAAUCAGACAGACUGAGUGUUUCACAGAACUGUUCUCUGGUUAUGAAGAAGGUCACACGUGGAGAUGUUGGUCUUUAUGUCUGCAGACAGUUCAGACCAGGAGGACAUGAAGAUGCUGAGGUUCAUCUGUCUGUUGUUUCCAUGACCGAAGAGACGAACAGAGACGAGGUGACGUUAAGAUGCUCUGUGUGGACGAAUGAUCGAUGUAAACACACAGUGAAGUGGAUGAAUGGUGGUCAAGAUGUGGACAAAGACAACGAAGAAGUGAAGACAUCACAGUCUCUCUGCUCCGCCUCUCUGUCCUUCAUGACUUCUCACUUCUUUUACACAUCAAGCUUCACUUCAUUGAAGUGUGAAGUGACCGAUGGAGACAAAGUGAUGCAGUUUUCUCCCUCAGGUGAUAAAACAGGUGAAGACACAACAACAACAACCACUGGGGACACAAAAGCAGGAGACACAACGACAACUUCAGCAAUCAGAGAAGCUUCAGCAGAACCACAAAGCGGGUGGAGGCUCGUCUCUGUGUCCGUUGGAUUAGCAGCACUCAUAAUAAUACUUGUAGUCGUCAACAUGUGGAUUAGAAUUAAAGAGAGGAAAACACAGACGGAAGAAAACGCUGUGCGUUAUGAUGCAGAAGAUGACACAGUGAACUAUGAAAACAUGAGACCUGCUGCUGGAGUUUGAGCAACACGUCUGCAGAUCAGCUCCACCACCAUCUUCAUGGUGUCCCAGCUGCUGAUGUGGAGCCAGAUGUUGUCCUUCAUUGGGCUGCUGAGGUCCAAUAUUGAUCAAUCGUUCUCGGUCAUGUGAGCGAGCGACUUGCAGCUGGUGGUUCGUUCUCUCUGGGAACAAAUGACUUCAUUAGUAAAACAUAUUUACACAGACGGGAAUCAGCUGAAACUAAAGUCUGAAUAUGAUCCACAGGAGUGAUGAAGCAUUGUUUUU